UCCCUUCACUGAGACGAUAAGAUUGGUGGACGUGAGGGUGUUGAGGUUCUCCUGUUGCCAAGGACGAAUCAGAUCUCCAUUGGCAGCCCCUCCGGCAGUCCGAUAGACCCUUGCCAUGGUGGUGAACCAGUGGUUGUUGAGCUGGGUUUGGAACCAGUCCCUGAUCCGAGCAAAGAACCAAUAAUUCCUCAUCCAAGUUUGAAUUAUGGCCUUGCUAGAUGACUUCCAUCAAGCAUUAGGUGGUGUUCGGUUGUACGUAGUCAUCAAAGACGUUGACGCGACAAAGGGCUGUGGUAAAAUAUGAUUCUUAUCAUAAUUUAUCACAUGGGUGAUGCAAGAUAACGAAGACUUUAGCUCAGUCAUGAUCGAGGAUAAUGGAAAAUGGAAGCUUCUUUGUUUGUGAUGGGUAGCACAACAAUUUAUGAAUGAGCAAGUUGGUCCAACCGUGCUACUCCCGUUCUGUGAUAUUUUAUUUUCUGAUUUUACCGUUGGUCAGUCCGAUCAUCAAGUGGCCUUUAUCCAAUCAAUAGCCUUUUUCAGAAUAAUAGGUUUAUCUUAUUAUAAUCCAUCCAAAGUGGGUAUAUGACCCCGGCUUCUUGGAUUGCAUUGGAGAACCAUAAGCUCAAACAGCACUUGAACAGAAGCUUGAAGUUGUUCCGAGAGCACCAUGGCUACCCAGGUCUUUGUGGAUUGGAAGGGAAAUCCAGUCAACAAAAAGAAGCAUGGUGGAGUCAGAAGUUCAUAUUUCAUCUACUUCAUGGUAGUGAUGGGAAACAUAGCCUUUGUGCCCAACAUGCUGAACUUGGUUAACUACCUACAAGGCACCAUGCAUAUGGGCAUUUCAAGCUCUUCAACCACAGUCACAAACUUUAUCGGUGCCGCAUGCGGCUUUGCUCUGUUGGGAGCUUUUCUUUCAGACUCAUACAUCACACGAUUUAAAACCAUACUCAUAUUCGGCCCUGUGGACUUCUUGGGUUAUGCGUUGCUAGCAUUGCAAGCACACCUCCCAUCACUCCAUCCAUCAGACUGUGACAUGAAUGGGCAACAGAACAAUUGCGAGCAAGUUCAUGGCUUCAACUCUGCCCUGCUUUAUAUUGCUCUGUACACCACUGCUUUGGGUGAGGGCUGCGUGCGUGCUUCCUUGCCAUCUUUGGGAGGAGAUCAAUUCGACGACAAGGACCCAGUUGAGUUACAACUCAAGACCAGCUUUUUCAACUGGUUCACCUUUGGAAUUUCAUUGGGAGGUUUCAUAGGCCUCACACUUGUGGUGUGGAUUGAGAACAACAAGGGAUGGGAUAUUGGUUUUGGUGUCUCUGCACUUGCAAUUCUCCUAGGAGUGCUAGCAGUAGCUAGUGGUGUCUCUUUCUAUCGCAAUCAGAUACCAAAAGGAAGUCCUCUGACUCGAAUAGUGCAGGUUUUUGUGGCUGCGUUCAAAAAUCGAAAGCUCGUGUUGCCUGAAAAUGUAAACCAACUGCAACAUAAUUGUGAGGAUAUGGAUAUCAUUGAAGUCCUUCCUCACACAAAGGGUUUCAAAUUCCUUGAUAAAGCUUCAAUUAAUCAUGGAGACACAGGAACUUGGUCCUGCACUGUAACACAAGUGGAGGAGACGAAAAUUGUACUUCGAAUGCUUCCCAUCUUAAUCAGCACUGUGCUUGGUUACUUACCUACGCCUGUUCUCUUGACAUUCACUGUCCAGCAAGGCAGCACUAUGAACACAAAGCUUGGGAAGAUCCACAUCUCCCCUGCAACUCUCUUUGUAAUUCCAGUGAUCUUUCAGAUGGUGAUCCUGGUAAUCUAUGAUCAAUUCAUUGUGCCCUUCGCACGAAGGAUCACAGGAUACGUAGGAGGUAUUACUAACUUGCAACGCGUGGGCAUUGGUUUCGCUGCUUCAGCAUUAGCAACAUGUGUGGCGGCAUUGGUGGAAAGGAAGAGAAAAAACAUAGUAGAAGAGCAUGGGCUAGAAGACUUUGAAACUGGUGUCCCCAUGUCUGUAUUUUGGCUCGCACUGCAGUUCUUUCUUUUGGGCAUUGUUGAUGUAACUUCCUUUGUUGGAUUACUGGAAUUCUUUAAUGGCGAAGCUUCAAGAGGAAUGAAAUCAAUAGGAACAGCCAUAUUCUGGUGUGUACUUGGGUUGGCAUCCCUGUUGGGAACUUUCCUGGUCGACAUGGUGAACAAAGCUACCAGACAUGGUGCUAGUGGAAGGGGGUGGCUAGAGGGAGCCAACUUGAACAAGAGCCACCUUGAUUGGUUUUAUUGGUUAGUUACAAUCCUUGAACUGGUGGCUCUCUUCAAUUAUAUGUACUGGGCAAGGAGGUAUGUCUAUAGGCAUGAUCCCCGUAUACCUCAAGAGCUGACUGAAAUAGAUGAUAAGGAUUCCUCCAAAACAAAAGACGUGGUUGCAAUUUAAUCGCAUCUCUACAUAUGGUCGGUGCAUGUGACAGUUGUUAUCUUCCAGAAUAAUUAAAAAUUUGCGAUAUCAGUGUAUGAAUAUUAUUGAAAGCACAAACAAUGUAAAUGCAUCAGUAAGAAGACUGUUUGUUACAAUAGACAAUAUGAUGAAGAAUUAAAGGAUUUUACACAAAAA
Elaeis guineensis (African oil palm) is the source of this 2584-nucleotide messenger RNA. Its product is annotated as protein NRT1/ PTR FAMILY 4.6. The record is from RefSeq and is a predicted model, not a curated record. Gene Ontology annotation, cellular component: membrane. Gene Ontology annotation, biological process: transmembrane transport. NCBI's taxonomy places the organism in Eukaryota, Viridiplantae, Streptophyta, Magnoliopsida, Arecales, Arecaceae. Gene Ontology annotation, molecular function: transmembrane transporter activity.